GAGAAAGAGAGACAGAGAGAGGCAGAAUCUUGGUUUUCAACCCCAUCUUGCUGCACCUUUUCCCAUUUAACAUGGAGCCUCAGUAUUUAAUGGCGGUGGUACUGAGCCUGGCCAGUCAAGUUGUGCCAGGCCCUGAGCCCCUCACUGGGCCAAGAUGCACCUAUACCUUCAUCUUGCCACAGCAGAAGUUCACGGGGGCCGUGUGCUGGAGCAGCGUGCGCCCUCCUCCAGACCCACCAGGCCCCAAUCGCAGCGAGGUAGAGGAGCUGCGCCUCCAGCUGAGCCGGCAGCAGGCCCAAAUGGACGAGCUACGUCGCCUGGUGGAAGUGGAUGGGGCGGUAGUGAGCGAGGUCAAGGCACUGCGCAAGGAGAGCCGCAACGUCAAUGCUCGCGUCACCCAACUCUAUACUCAGAUGCUCCAUGAGAUCCUCCAGCGACGAGAUCGGACCGUUCCAGCCUCCCUGCUUGAAGGUCGAGUGGCCAAUGCCUCUGCCGAGGCCUUACGCGUGGCUGCCAAUUACCGGCAGCUGGAGGUCAAGUACCAAGCCCUGGCUGCCCUGGUCAACAACCAAAGUGCUCUCAUCAGCCGGCUGGAGAGAGAAUGUCAGCAAGGAUCAAGCGGCCGGACGCGUCCACAGCCACCUCUGGUGCCAGUGGUACCUCACAAUCUUGUAAGCGCUACCAACGAAAGCAAGGUCUAUUUUGAUGUAACCAAUGACAUCCAGCGGGAUCAGAUGGCAUCUGCCCAGCAGUGGCUGCUGCACAAGGCUUCCACUCCACCAGAGGGCACUGUCCAGCCUUUGGCUGUGAUGCCCACCAAAUCAACGGGGCCCUGGCAUGACUGUCAAGCAGCUCAACAGGAUGGGCAGACCAGUGGCAUCACCAUGCUGCAACCAACAGGUGGACAAGGCAUCAUCCAGGCCUGGUGUGAUCAGGAGUAUGAUGGGGGUGGUUGGACUGUCAUCCAGCGACGCCAGGAUGGGUCGGUCAAUUUCUUCGUCACCUGGCAGCACUACAAGAACGGUUUCGGGAACCUGGAAGGAGAGCACUGGCUAGGCUUGGAGCCUAUCCACUGGCUGACCCGUCCGGGCUCCUACAGGCUCCGGGUGUGGAUGGAAGAUUGGAGUGGGCGGCAGGCUCACGCUGAAUAUGACACCUUCUCCCUGGAGCCCGAGAGUGAUUUCUACCGGUUACGGCUGGGGCGCUAUCGAGGCAGCGCCGGGGACUCCCUCUCCUGGCACAACGGCCGGCAGUUCAGCACACUUGACCGUGAUCACGAUGCUUACUCAGGGAAUUGCGCUCAUUACCAGAAAGGUGGUUGGUGGUACAAUAUGUGCGCCCACUCCAACCUCAAUGGCGUCUGGUAUAAAGGUGGGCAUUACCGAAGCCGUUAUCAGGAUGGAGUCUACUGGGCAGAGUUUCAUGGGGGUGCUUACUCACUCCGCAAAGUGACAAUGAUGAUCCGGUCCACACAUGGCACAUAAUUUCUGUUCACGAUGGUAAGAAAGGACACACACCAAGGAGAAGCCCAGCCGUACUUUAAAACCGAGUUGAAAUUAGAUGUACUAUCUUUUGUCUGGGAUUUAACGCCAAGGAGACUGUGAGUGAUUAGCAACAAUGGUUCAGCACUGUGCUGAUUGGCUGGUGCUAGCUGGAUCACAAAGACACCCAACUUAUCUUCUAAAAUUAAUAACUGAUUUAAAAAAAAUCAGUGUGUUUUAAAAAAGCAAAUAAGGAUGAACAAACUUUCCUGUGUAUAAAUGUACAAGGUGGGUCCUAAACAGUUAAACACUACUUAAAGCUUGGAUGAGGAAUAAAAUGGAGUAGGACAUCAA
Molecule: messenger RNA, 1835 nt
Organism: Pogona vitticeps (central bearded dragon)
Lineage: Eukaryota; Metazoa; Chordata; Lepidosauria; Squamata; Agamidae
Source: RefSeq, a predicted model, not a curated record